AGCCUCUGGCCAGUUUGGUGUGAGCGGUAGCGGAGGCAAGGGCGGAGAGUGCGCGGAGACGGCGAGGGUGCUCCGUGCCGAGCGAGCCGCGCAGUGCAGGGAGCACGCAGUGAGGAAGCAGACGACACGACUCGCACGCCCAGCGCGGCCCAGCGCCGCACCGCGCACGGCAGGGCACCGGCGCCGGCACACUGUUCAGUGACGUGCCAGCGGCAGCCAGCGGCCAGGCACCGCAGUGGAUGACGACUUCCUCCGCAACCCAGUGGCGGUGACAGCAGCGACACCGGGCACGACGACGGCCACCACGGGCCUGUCAUAACAACACCAGCUCCAGGAUGGGCAAGAAGGGGACCAAGCGCAAGACGAGGUGGCGCGUGCUGCCCAUCGGCGAUGACGGCUCCGAGGACGAGGAGAGUCGCGACGAGGACCGCGGCGCGCAGAGGCACUGGAAGCCGCGGCCAAGAUUCAACCAGCACCACCAGGCCCAGAACGGCGGCGCGGCCUCGGGCCAGGAGAAGAGGACGUUCAACGAGGAUGAGUACACCCGAAUCACGACGCCCCGACAGGACGUGCUGUUCAAGAAGGGAUACCUGGGCCGCAAGCGCCCGACGGAGCCCGGCACCGCCACCAACGGGUAUGCCAACGGGUACGCCAACGGCGCGGCCAACGGCUACCCCAACGGCAGCGCCAACGGCUCGACGAACGGCGACGGAGCGCUGCACAAUGGAGAGAGCGUGGACGCAGACUGUGGUGAUGGCUCCGACCUGAUGGACGACCAGGCAUACUACUAUCCUGGAGCCUUCGUGGACCCUGCCACCGGCAUGUACUACGUGAACGGUGGCGGCUACGAGAUGUACGACCCCUACACGGGCGCGGUGACGGUGGUGGUCGGCCCCGGCCCCGGAGGCAUGAUGGGCUUGCCGCCCAUGGGACUACCGCCGCUCGAAUGGUUCAACCCCCGGCUGCCGCCGCCGCCUCACGGCCCUCACCACGGGCCGCCCAUGUCCCCCCACAUGGGCCCCCCGCCGCCCCACGGCCCCCACGGCCCCGUGCCGUCCGACUACUGCUACAUGCACGGCCGGAAGCGCUACUCUGUGGACUCGCAGAAUUGCUCGGGUCCCAGUUCCGAAUCGGCUGGCUCGGGCCCGCCCAGCGGGCCGCCCAGUGGGCCUCCCAGUGGGCCUCCCAGUGGACCCCCCAGCAGUCCCCAGGACUGCGACUCCGUGGGACUGCCCGGUGGCGCCAGCCCGGGCCCCAGCCCCGGACCACCCAACCUACCCCCGAUGGGGCCCCUGCCCUAUCCCCCACCCCCUUACAUGUACCAGUACAUGUUCGGCACCCCGCUCUACAGUCUGGACGGAGUGUCAGUCCAAGGGGGCCCGCCGUACGGACCUGUCUGUGAUGUAAACGCGGUCGGCAAGCGACGCAAGAAGAAACGGAGGAGGAAGAGGAGGCGAGGGGGAACGGACGAGGGCUCCGAAGAGUCGAGCUCCGAGGACAACCAGUUGGAGGAGGGUGAGGGCGCCGGCCCGUCUAGCCUCAGCGGCCAGUCGGUGGAGGACUCGUCCCAGGCGUCGGCCCAGGCCACGCCGCCGGACAGCGACGCGUUCCCCGAGUUCGUGCCCAAGGCCGCCGCCGUCUCCGCCGUCUCGACGCUGAACGGCAACGCGUCCGCUUGGGAGCCGUCGAGCAUCCUAACGCCACCGCAGACGCCCACGGCCUGCGUCGCCGACGUCGCCGACGUCAGCACUGCACUCUCAGCGCCCGUCCAGGAGGGAACCUGCGAAAUCGGCUCCAAUCACACCCCGGAGCCCGAGUUGCACAACGGGGUGGCCGAGCUCACCAUCGACGUGGAGGAAGUGCUUCGGCCCCAGGCUGACGAGCAAGUUCUAGUCCCUCCGAGUCCACCAGCGGACGCGUCGCCGCCCGCCCCGCAGCCGGAGCAUCAGCAGCCCUCCAGCGUCCCCGCAGAACCAUUGUGUGUCGUGGACAAGUCCGCGGCCACCGCAGAGCCGCCAGCAGACGCACCAGCAUUGCCAGUGGCGCCGUCUGCCGCCCCGGCCGAGCCAACGCUUGCAGAGGCCCCCAACCAGUCCCAGACCGUCGAGAAGGGGGCGGCGGAGGCAGCGCCGAUUGCCGCGGCCUCGCCACUAGAGUCCUCGACACCGUUUCCCAGCCAGGUCGAGCAAGCCCUGCAGCUGGAAGCGAAGCGGAGUGCGCCGCUGCUCAACGGUCAAGUGCCUUGUGUGGCCAAGAAGGCCGUGUCGGAGGCUGCCCUCCCUCUCGUCAACGGCGAGUGUGUCGCCCCCGCCAAGAAGGCCCUAGAGUCUGUGGAGAAGGUGCCCGUGUGCAACGGGCAAGUGAUAUGUUUAACGGAGGCUGUGGAAGUAGAGGCCCAGACGUCACCAUCCCCGUGUAUUGAGACCUCGAGUCAAUCUGGGAAGAACUCGUCUGAACUCAGGACAGGGAAUGAAACUUUUGAGGUCAUUUUGAAUAACAAAAAUGAUUUAAAAGAGAAAGGGAAGGCCAAUCAAAACAAUGCUGUGAAUGAAGAAAUUGUGAAAGGAGACAAACUUGUGAAUGGAUCCAAUGGUAAAGUUAAGAAAAUUAAAAAUAAAUCUAGUCCAAACCGCCGGGAAUCGAAUGGGUUCGCCGAAAAGGCUAGGUUAAGUGCGUCGCCGUCGCGCGACGCUGAUGCUGGAGCUGUCACGGAGAGCAAGGAGGAGUGUGAUAGCGUGCAGCCCGCACCAAGCCGAGGGGAGGCCGUGCCCGCCGUGCCCGCCGCGCCCGCCGCGCCCGCCGCCAAGACCAAAGGGCCCUCGGCCAAGAGGAAAGCGCCUAAGAAGGGACAAACUGCCAAGACUGAUCUCAGCUCAAACGGUGGCGGUUGCAAUGGCGUGAUGGAAGCCACGCCCCCAGCGACGCCGGUCACGCCCCCCGCGGGGCCCCCCGCGGUGGACGACGCCGAGGCCCUGUCGCUGCGGCCGGAGACGUCCCUGGCGUGGGGCCGUCGCGUCGACGACGCCAAGGUGCGGCCGGUCGACGACGUGCUGCUUGAGGCACUUGUCGGCACGGUGCAGAGCGGCGAGACCAAAGUCGACAUUCCCGUGGACACUGCGCCCCCCGCCCCGACGGCGCCGCGACUCGUCGCCGAGACCGAGCCGGAGCCGCGGUCACCCUCACCUUCCCCUGUUGAGCACCAGUCCAGUGAGCCUAAGGAAAACAGACUGACGCCGUCCUCGGCGCACCGCCGGCCUAAGAAGUGGAGGCAGAACGCCAAGGAGCGGGCGCCCACGCCGGGCAGAGAGCUGACGACCAGCUCGUCGUCGCUGUCCUCGGACGAGGCGGACGAGGGCGAGACCGUCAUCUUCAUGUCGCCGCUGGCCGCAGCUGCCACCACCACCGCCACCCCAGCCACCACCUCCGCGACGGGGCAGGAGCAGGCGGCGAGCAGGGAGUCGCCGCUGCGCAUCACGGAGGCCGUGACGGCGUGGCUGCGUGACCACGAGGACGAGGACAUCCUAGUGCCUCCCCCGUCGCUCGCGCUGCCCUCGGACUCUGACUCGGAAGCCGAGGACGACACCGCCGACGAGGAGGACGUGGAGCAGGAGCAAAUGACCGGUCCAAAAAACGCGAUAGGCAACCCUUUCCGUGCAUCAUCUCAUAGCAGCACCAGCAGCACCACCCUCGCCGGCCCGGGCCGCGGCGAGGCCGUGGAGGAAAGGGUUGCCCCGCAAGACGAGGCCGAGACUGAGGCCGCCUGGGACACGCUGUGUGACCCCAGCCUGUUCGUGGCCAAGUACUACCGAUUCGGCGAGGACCCGCAGGACACUUUGCCGCCCGUCGUGGCCCUCGAGCUGCGCCCCGACCUAGACAUCAGGUUCGGGGUGAGGUCGGCCAGGACGUCGCCGGACAAACAGAUCGACGUCAACCUUGGACUCUCGGAGCAGCACGAUUCAGGCGUGCACUCGGACGAGUCCGGGGACGAGAACAACACCCCGACCAAGGAGAGGGCCGUCCACGACGUCCACGCCCAGGCUGAGGAGUUGGCAGCCAAGUCGGCGUACUUGCUGAGGCAGCUCAAGGGACAGAGCCCCGGUGUCCCGUGUGGCGGCAUUUGCUGCGCGCUUCAGUGAUCAUCCACUCAUGUUCAUGUUCUCUUUUUGUUCCUUUUUUUUUUUUUGUCUGGGGAAAUUGUGAAGACUAUUUUUUUGCAUGCUCAUUUUUCUAGCCUGUUCGGCCUCAUGGUAUACAAGGAAAAAAAAUACUGUAAGACACAAAUGAAAUCACCAAAGUAUUUUUCAUUAAUGGUAUUUAUUUAUGGUUUAAUGGUUUUACCUUUUUGUUUGGUUGUGUGGGCGGGAGGCCGCUAUCUCGUGACGCUGUCGGUCUUUGGUUUUAUUGUGAUUCCUGAUUGAAAAGACUGGAAGCAGAACGCUGGGCUGGCGGCUGCGAAGCGGUGAACCAGUUACCAUACUCUACUGUUUUAAGCAAGUUGUGGCUAUAUCCUCUAUUUUCAAAGUUGAGUUUUUCUAAUGAUUGUUAAAACGUUGAAACUUGCAGUUGUUCUGAAAUUGUUAUUUGCUACAAUGAUUUUUACCAGCUUUAAUGCCUGGUUGUUGUUGCCAUAUUGUUGACAUUUUUGUAAUGGCAGUGCAGUUUGCCCAGAUAUUUUUCUGAACCGUGGUUGAAGGUUCAGUUUGCAUUUUCAAACACUUGCUGAGGGAGUGAGAUUAAUUAUGAUAUCUUUGAAGUUUGUGUAACUUCACUCAUGCUUAUCGUCAUGAUAGCAUUCUUCAGCUUGCAUGGAUGUCCUAGUUGAUUUGUUGUCGUUGUUGAUAAAAUUUUAAAUUUAAUUCUUUAGUCAUAGAAAGUAAAGUCAAAGUAAAAAUGGCCAAUCUUCACUUAUUGCUCCAAAAUGUUAUAGCGUACACAGCCUGUGUAUUGCCAGGCUCGUAUCAUGUAAAUCCAAGUUAGAACAUUAAUUUGAGAUUAGAUUCGUACGCUAGGUUUAGAACAAGUUGUAUGUAAUUGCUCAAAAGUAGCAAGGCUUUGUUUGGACAUCCAUGUUUUCUUCUCCCCAUGACAGUGAUAAGUGUCUGCAUUGCUGCAUUAUUUCUUGUUUUGUUUGAGAGUUUGUAACUGCAAACUGUCUUGUUAUGACGCCGCCGUAAUCUGGAAGGGUUUGAAGAUCGCGUUUGUUCUGUACUCUCCCUGUACCUUACUUACAAUAUGACUGAGAAAUAUUAAUAAACAUGAUGUAUUGUUACAAA
This is a messenger RNA of Thrips palmi, 5273 nucleotides long. RefSeq names its product nascent polypeptide-associated complex subunit alpha, muscle-specific form-like. The record is from RefSeq and is a predicted model, not a curated record. The transcript has 8 exons. NCBI's taxonomy places the organism in Eukaryota, Metazoa, Arthropoda, Insecta, Thysanoptera, Thripidae. Bases 336 to 4136 code for a protein of 1266 amino acids.